GACUGACACAUGAGAGGGCUGGCUUUUUGGAGGGCUCUUAGCAACGACCCUGGUGUGACCCUCCUGAGCUAGGAGAAAAUCGAAUCAGUGCAUCAUUCUUUCAAACGCCAUGCAGCAGCAGCGGCUGCACGUCAAGGCAGCCUUCCCCUCUGCCUGUUAAUUAUCGGCUCUUUUGCAUCUCAGGGUUCCUGCCUUUGCAAAGUGCUACUAGAGGGGAGAUGGCUAACCGGGGCCCAAGCUACGGCUUAAGCCGAGAGGUGCAGGAGAAGAUUGAGCAGAAGUAUGACGCUGACCUGGAGAACAAGCUGGUGGACUGGAUCAUCCUGCAGUGCGCUGAGGACAUAGAGCACCCGCCGCCCGGCCGGGCCCAUUUUCAGCAAUGGUUAAUGGACGGGACGGUCCUGUGCAAGCUGAUAAACAGUUUAUACCCCCCUGGACAAGAGCCCAUUGCCAAGAUCUCAGAGUCCAAGAUGGCUUUUAAGCAGAUGGAGCAAAUCUCCCAGUUCCUGAAGGCCGCGGAGACCUAUGGUGUCAGGACCACUGACAUUUUUCAGACAGUGGAUUUAUGGGAAGGGAAGGACAUGGCAGCUGUGCAGAGGACCCUGAUGGCUCUAGGCAGUGUUGCGGUCACCAAGGAUGACGGCUGCUACCGGGGAGAGCCGUCCUGGUUUCACAGGAAAGCCCAGCAGAAUCGAAGAGGAUUUUCAGAGGAGCAGCUUCGCCAGGGACAGAAUGUGAUAGGCUUGCAGAUGGGCAGCAACAAGGGCGCCUCCCAGGCGGGCAUGACCGGGUACGGGAUGCCCAGGCAGAUCUUGUAAGACCACAGUCUCUAAGACAAAGAAAUAGUUAGUCACCUUCUGACCUUUCUCAAAGCCUCCUGUCCCUGGUUUUUGCAAGUGCUGCAUUUCUGCUGAGAAUCCGCGUUGCCUACCGCUGCCACCUUGUGUUCAUUUAGAACUAUGCAAAGACUCCGCUUCCUCCUCCUCGGCUCCUCCUUGGCCCUCAAGUCUCCGUUCGUCUGAUUAUUUAUUUAUUUAUUUGCCAACAAUUUCCCUCCUCCACUUACAGAACACACCGAAUAAACGGAUUAGUCUUGUGUCUUAAA
Messenger RNA from Phyllostomus discolor (pale spear-nosed bat), 1105 nucleotides. It is a transcript of the gene TAGLN3, whose product is annotated as transgelin 3. The record is from RefSeq and is a predicted model, not a curated record. The transcript has 5 exons. NCBI's taxonomy places the organism in Eukaryota, Metazoa, Chordata, Mammalia, Chiroptera, Phyllostomidae. Gene Ontology annotation, molecular function: protein binding. Bases 219 to 818 code for a protein of 199 amino acids.